AUGAACACCCCCGGUUUAUUUGACUUUGAGUUUGAGACGGUGCUUAGGGAAUUUAAGCAAGGUAUUGAAAGCAACAGAGAUAAAGAAAGUUUCAAAACAACUACAUUGAAAGAAUUGAGAGACAGUAUUGCCAAGAUACAAACCCAACGGCAUGCGGGUCGUCAACUACAGGAUCUAAACCGGCUGGCGCCCUUCCUAGAGGCGGCUAAGCAGUAUGGCGAGGUGGUCCGCUUGUUCUGCAAAAGCAGUGAGAUCAUGCCCUUCAUUUGGGGGCCCAUGAGAACUCUCCUAGAGAUAACUAAUUCAUCCAGCCUGUGCGAAAAGGCUUUUGAUGAGCUUGUGGGCUUAUACGAAAAGGUCGGAGAGGCACUCCCUCUUCUCCAGCAGUAUGAAGGCUUUUUCCGUACCAGGUCACAUAAGUUGAAAAUUCUUGUCCUAAUUUACAAAGAAAUUACCAAGUUCCAUCAAACUGCCUUGGAAUACUUUCGAAAUUUAGUAUGGGAGAGACUAUUUGAUAUUAACUGGAAGACGAUUAAGGGUGCCCUACUUUCUAUCGUCUCAGAGAUAGUUCGACAUCGAGAUGCCAUUGAGAACCAGGCCAGUCAGUCUCAGACGACAGAAUUUGAGGAGACACAUACAGAGCCGAUUUACCAACCAGAUCCUUUUAAGGAAGAGACUUUUCGACCACAGCGUUUGGCCGUAUGCCACUGGCUUCGGCCAAUAGAUCCUGCCGCAGAUCAAGAUCUCUUUUCCAAAAUUCGAGCAGAGUAUCCAGGUACAGGAAGAUGGCUCCUCGAUAAUGAGACGUUCAAAGGGUGGAUUGAUCUUCAAUAUGCUCGGAUACCUCCGUUACUUUGGCUUACCGGCUUGCCCGGCGCAGGAAAGACAAUACUUGCGUCUCUUAUAGUCGAGGAAGUACAAAAGCUUACGCCGAAACCGCGCGUGCUAUUUUUUUACUGCAAGCAAAAUGUACCAGAGCACAAUACUUUCCUUGCAAUCGCUCGGAGUUUCAUUUUACAACUUCUCAACCAGGACAGAAAUUUGUUAUUAUACUUGCACCGAAAGCACUGUGACAGUAAUGAGGCAGUUCUUUCUUCAAUUCCUCUUAUACAGGAGAUGUUAAAUUUUCUGCUCUCCAGCUGUAAAAGCGCCUAUAUCAUCAUUGAUGGUCUGGAUGAGUGCGAGAGAGAGGAACGGAAAAUCAUAACCCAGUGGUUCCGGCGCCUAGUAGAAUCGCUCCCGGAGAACGCGCCUGAUCGCCUUCGCUGCCUUUUUGUCAGCCAGGACGAUCGCAUUGGAGCCAAGGACUUGCAAGGGCUUGCCAAGAUAAGCAUAGACCCUCAGGACAACAAUCAAGACAUCCUGCUUUACAGCAGAGUACAGGCCGAGGAGCUGAGACACAAAUUUGAUUUUUCGGAGGAGGAAUCAAGUAGGAUUGCCGUUGCUGUUGCUGAGUCCGUGAAAGGCAUAUUCUUACUGGCGAAAUUGAUAUGGAUCAAUUUGAUAGCACAGAUAAGUCUUGCCGAGGUCGAAGAGCAAAUGAAAGAGUUUCCCCCCGAGAUCAAUCAGGCAUAUGAACGCAUUAUGGAUAGAAUAAUUCAUAAAGCCCCUCACCCAACGAAAACAGGCGCUUUGCAGUUGCUUGGGUGGCUCGUUUGUGCAAAGAGGCCGCUAAAAUGGCAUGAAAUACAGUCCCUAAAAUCUAUCAACGUUGACCAACAGUUGGUUGACUUUCCGCGUCACCAGUUUUCAGUAUCCGGGAAAGACCUUUGUGGCUCUUUGGUAGAACUACAAGAGGACGGAACCCUUGAACUGAUUCAUUUAUCAGCGAAAAUAUUCUUGAUUGACAACUCGCGUUACAUAGAUAUAGUUGCCAAGGAACUCGAACUCGCCUGCCAUUGCAUUGACUAUCUUAACCUUCCAGCAUUUGGGUGCCCCCCAACAGCGGAAAGAAUACUUAAUGGAGAUUACGGGUUUCUCGACUAUGCUGUUUUGAACUGGACUCGACAUUUGGAAGCCGGCAUCUUACACCUUGACGACCACGAAGACAAAAUCGGCGAACUUUCAGGGUCCUUAGAAACUUUUAUCAGAAUGCAUUGGAAAAAGCCAACCGUCAGGCUUCCGAUAUCCGGCGGAGCUAAGAAGAGGCUUCAAUGCUUCAAAGCUCUAGACUUCUACGACCAACUCGAGCAAUCAGUGGCCUCAUGGAAAAAGCAGCUGCGAGUCUUAGAAGGGGUCAAGUCCGGAGAGGUUGCCCUAGAUCUCAGGAGCCUAGUUUUUGGUGUUCGAGAGGCGCUGGAGGAUAUAGUGACCUCCAGUUCAGACUCUUCAAUACAAAAGACCAUCGAGGGCAGAUACGGCAACAUGAUCUUCAAGUGUCCUCGACUUACUUGCCAAUUCUUUACCUUCGGCUUUUGGACGAAGAAUGAACGAGACGAACACUUGGACAAACACAUUCGGCCUUACCGAUGUAAAGAUGAGGGAUGCAGAGGCUCUAUAUUUGGAUUUUCAUCAGAAGAACAGCGGGACCGACACAUCAGGGAUGUUCAUCCUGAAGAAUCCAGUGACUGUCUGGAAUUCCCAACUGACGAAGAUAUGGCACGAAGUGCGCGAAAUGAUACUGUUCCAGAAGAGGCCACUGGAGCUCUGGAAGAAGCACCACCGCCACUGACGGAACGAGAGCCACUUCCUGAGUCGGACUCAGAGUUGGAGUCAGUAUUGGACCCGGAGCGAGAAGUACAACGCCAACAUCGCUCGAGAAAAGGGGACAAACCACGAGAGUUCAAAUGCCCACAUUGUCCCAAAGUUUACACUAAGCGUUUCAAUCUCAGGUCACAUCUGCAGAGCCAUACGGAUGAGCGGCCUUUUAGAUGUGGCCAGUGUACAAAAGCCUUCACUAGACUGAGCGAUCUUACGCGCCACGAGGAAACGCACCGAGAAAAGCAGCAUAUUUGUCGAGGCGUACUUAGAAGUGGGGCCACUUGGGGCUGCGGAACGGCCUUUGCCCGGGUAGACACCCUGAAAACUCACCAUAAAUCUGAGGCCGGCCGGAGAUGCAUUCUACCUUUCGAACAAGAGAAGAAACAGGGAUAG
Fusarium mangiferae is the source of this 3093-nucleotide messenger RNA. RefSeq lists its product as uncharacterized. The record is from RefSeq and is a predicted model, not a curated record. Bases 1 to 3093 code for a protein of 1030 amino acids. NCBI's taxonomy places the organism in Eukaryota, Fungi, Ascomycota, Sordariomycetes, Hypocreales, Nectriaceae. The transcript is spliced from 8 exons.